AUGACGUCGGUCAAAGUAGCCGUUCGUGUUCGACCAUUUAAUGCUCGUGAACGAGCACGUCAAGCCAAAUGUAUAAUUCGCAUGGAUCAAAAUGAACAAACAACAUUUAUAAGAAAUCCAAUUGAUGAUACAAUAAAACAUUAUAAAUAUGAUUAUUCAUAUUGGUCAUGUGAUGAAAAUACAAAUAAUGAAAAAUUUGCAACACAAAAACAAGUUUAUCAAGAUUUAGGCAUUGAAAUGUUAGAACAUGCAUUUGAAGGAUAUAAUGUUUGUAUAUUUGCCUAUGGACAAACAGGUGCCGGAAAAUCUUUUACAAUGAUGGGAAAAAAUGAAAUAGAACAACAAGGUAUUAUUCCUCGUUUAUGUGGAGAAUUAUUUGAACGUAUAACAUCAUCAACAACUCCACCAAUAUCAUUAUCAUCAUCUCAUAUAAAACCACGUUAUACAGUUGAAGUAUCAUAUAUGGAAAUUUAUUGUGAACGUGUACGAGAUUUACUUUCACCAAAAAAAAGUCAAUCAAGUUCACAUAAUUUACGUGUACGAGAACAUCCUAUUAUGGGACCAUAUGUUGAAGAUUUAUCUCGUUUACUUGUAACAUCUUAUGAUGAUAUAUCAAGAUUAAUUGAUGAAGGUAAUAAAGCUCGAACAGUAGCAGCUACAAAUAUGAAUGAAACAUCAAGUCGAUCACAUGCUGUAUUUACAAUAUUAUUUUCACAAUCAACAUAUGAUAAAAUGACAGAUUUAACAGCUGAAAAACAAUCAAAAAUUUCAUUAGUAGAUUUAGCUGGAAGUGAACGUGCUGAUGCAACUGGUGCAACAGGUGAUCGUUUAAAAGAAGGUGCAAAUAUAAAUAAAUCAUUAACAACACUUGGAAAAGUUAUUGCAGCACUUGCUGAAAUGAGUUCAAAAAAUCGUAAAACACGUUCGGAAAAAAAAGGUGAUUUUAUACCAUAUCGUGAUUCUGUAUUAACUUGGUUAUUAAAAGAAAAUCUUGGUGGUAAUUCAAAAACAGCUAUGAUAGCAGCAAUAUCUCCAGCUGAUAUUAAUUAUGAAGAAACUUUAUCUACACUUCGAUAUGCUGAUCGUGCAAAAGCAAUUGUUUGUAAAGCUGUUAUUAAUGAAGAUGCAAAUGCAAAAUUAAUACGUGACUUAAAAGAAGAAAUAAUUAAAUUACGAGAAUUAUUAAGACAUGAAGCUGGUAUUGAUAUAUCACCAGAUGGUAUACCAACAUCAAUUGUAUCUACAAGUACUACUAAACAUCCACGAUUAAAAUCUUCUUCAUCACAAAGUAGUGAAGAUGCAUUAGAACGUUUAAAAGAAAAUCAAAAAUUAAUGGAUUCAUUAUGUAUGUCAUAUGAAGAAAAAUUAAAGAAAACAGAAAAAAUUAUGGUAGAAAGAGAAGCAGCUUUUCAUGAACUUGGUGUUUAUUCAAAAAAUGAUGGAAAUGCUGUUGGGAUUUUUUCACCAAAAAAUUCUCCUCAUUUGGUCAAUCUUAAUGAAGAUCCAUUAAUGUCCGAAUGUUUAAUGUAUUUUAUUAAAGAUGGUACAACUCGUGUUGGCCGUCCUGAUGCACCUGUACAUCAAGAUAUUGUUUUAUCUGGUUCACAUAUAGAACCUGAACAUUGUAUAAUAACAAAUUCUCAAAAUAUUGUUCAUUUAAAACCAUGUAGUGGAACAGCAAUGUGUUAUGUUAAUGGAAAAAAAGUUAAUUUUAAUACAACUGUUGAUUUAACAUCUGGAUCUCGUGUUAUAUUUGGUAAAUCACAUGUUUUCCGUUUUCUUAAUCCUGAACAAGCACGAAGAAAAAAUACAAAAACAGAAUCAUCAUCUGGUGAACCAACUGAUUGGAAUAGUGCAAUACAAGAGUUAUUAGAAAAACAAGGUGUUGAUAUAAAACAUGAAAUGGAAAAAAAACUUUUAACAAUGGAAGAAGCAUUCAAAAGAGAAAAAGAAGAAGCUGAUCGUCUUUUACGUGAACAAAAACUUGAAUAUGAAUCUAAAAUAGUUGAAUUACAAAAACAAGUUAUGGAAACAUCAAUGAGUCAAUCAAUGCUUUCAUCUAUAUUAUCAUCAUCAGGUUUUGUUGAUACAUCAUCAUUUAAACAAAAUCCAUUUCAACAAGAUUAUAAUGAAAAUGAUAAUGACACACUUAAUUAUUGUUCUUGGUCAGAACAAGAUUAUCAAUUAGCUUGGUGGGCAUGGAAAAAAUGGCGUUAUCAUCAAAUGACAUCAUUAAAAGAUUAUUCAAAUCGUAUUCAACCCAUUUGGUUGAUUAAGGAUCUUUUAUGGGCUAAUAGUGUUUAUUUAAAAGAAGCAAAUGCCAUAAGUGUUGAAUUACAGAAACGUGUACAAUUUCAAUUUGUUCUUUUAACUGAUACACUUUAUUCACCAUUACCUACUGAUUUAUGUUUAUCACCAUCAUCAUUACAACGUACAAUUGUUGCUGUUGAAGUACAAGAUUUAAAAAAUGGCGCACGACAUUAUUGGACAUUAGAAAAAUUUCGAUCGCGUCUGGAAAUUAUGCGUCAUAUAUACAAUUGUGAACAAAUAUCAAUACCACGUGCAGUAAGUUAUAAUGAUAUGAGCGAUUCAUCAUCGCAACAUAUUAUUAUGACAUCUGAUACUCGACAUUCAAGUUUUGAUGAUUCAAUUCCAACUCCAACUCCAGCUGUUAAAGGACAAUUUGAUUUUUCAUCAAAAGCCAGACAACGACUUGAAUUAAUGCGUGAAAUGUAUACAAAUGCUGCUGAUAUUUCACCAACAUCACCUGAUCAAAAUCUUGAAUCAAUAUUAACAGGUGAUAUGUCAACAACUACAAUUCAAAAUGAUCCAUUUUAUGAUCGUUUUCCUUGGUUUCGACCAAUUGGAAGAGCAUUUGUUUAUUUAACAAAUCUUUUAUAUGGUAUACCAUUAGUACAAAAUGUUGCUAUUGUAUCUGAACAUGGUGAAAUAAAAGGUUAUUUAAAAAUAGCUGUACAACAAUUACAAACAACUGAUACACCUAAUGAACAAAUUAAAUUAAUGAGAACAUAUAGAAAUGCAAGUGGAAUGACAAAAAUUGUCUUUGAUGAUGAAAAUUAUUUUCAAAGUAUGAAAAGUUCAUCUACGGCUGAUUUAACAAAAGCAUGCGAUUCUUCAGAUCCAUAUUUUCGUUAUGUCGAAGGGCAAUCUCAAUUUGGUCUUAAUGAUAUUUCACAACAAAAAACAAUUUCUGAUUCUUCACCAUCAUCUAAUCUUUCUAAAGAAUCUCAAAUAAUACUUAAAAAUGAUAAUUCAUCAAAUGAAUUCGUACCACAACUUGGUGUUGAAUAUCAAUUUCGUGUAACAGUUUUAGAAGCAUCACAAAUAUCAUCGGAUUAUGUCGAUAUUUUUUGUCAAUUUAAUUUUUUACAUCAACAUCAAGAAGCAUAUUCAACAGAACCACUUAAGAAUCAAGGCAAACCAGGACCACCAUUAGGUUUUUUUCAUGUACAAAAUUUCAGUGUUAUUGUAACACAUUCAUUUAUUGAUUAUCUUCGAACAAAACCAAUUGUAUUCGAAGUCAUGGGUCAUUAUCAAGAACAUUUAAGUCCAACAAAAACUAGUUCAACAACAACAAAUUGUUUAUCAGCAACAACUUCAGCAUCAUUAACUUUUUCAAAACCAGUUCCUGCUCAAACACUUAAUCCAAUGACAGCUGUUAGUACAACAAAUCAAGUUCAUGCUACACAUGAUCUUCUUGUUUGGUAUGAAAUUUUUGAAUUAUCACCUACUGGAGAAUAUGCUGCUGCAACAGUUGAUCAUUCGGAUGAUGUUCCAUGUUCAGGUCGAUUUAUUCUUCAUCAAGGUAUUCAACGUCGUAUUGGAAUAACUCUUUGUCAUGAAUCUGGUUCAGAACUUAUUUGGAAAGAUGUACAAGAAGUUGUUGUUGGUCGUAUUCGUGGUCAACGUGAUUCAGUUUUUGAUGAAUCUGAUGGUCAAGUAUUAUCAUUAAAUGUAAUUUCAGCACAUUAUAUUCAAAAACAACAUGAUGAACGAACAUUUUAUCAUUUUGAAGUUGCAUGGGAUUCAUCAUUACAUAAUUCAUUAUUACUUAAUCGUUGUACAUCAAGUGGAAAUUCUGUUUAUUUAACAAUAUCAUCAUAUCUUGAAAUCGAAAAUUCUUUUCAACCAGCUAUAAUAACAAAAGAUCUUUGUCUUGUUUUAUAUCCACGUGGUGGUGAUUCAACAUCACGUAUACGUUCAUCAUUAAAAAAUUUUUUCUUAGCAACUAAUUCUAUAACAUCAUCAUUUUAUGAUUCAAUAAAUGAACAUUCAAAUCGUGUAUCAGCUGUUUAUGAAUUAAAAUUACGACGAGCAACACCAAUGAAUAUUAUGACACAAGAUUCAUCAUUAAUUAAUUCUGAUAUACAACGACGACAAAGAACAAAAAUUGAUACAUCAAAAAUUUAUGUACGUGGUGAAGAAAUGUUAAAUGGUUGGAGACCAAGAAGUGAUUCAUUAAUUAUUGAACAUCAACAAGAUUUAGAAAAAUUAUAUAAAAUUGAACGUGUUGAAUAUACAAAACAUUUUCUACAAGUAAAAAAUCGUUUAGAAAAUCCAUUAACAUCACCAAAUGAUAAUUCACCAGAAAAAAUUAAAUAUUCAUUAAAUUCAAUUGAUCCAUCAAUACCAAUUGAUAAUCGUCAACAAGAUUUACUUCGUCGUUGUGUAUCAAUGAUGUUACCACCACCUUUAAUUCUACAUAAAUUAACUAUACCAGAAAUUGAAGUCACUACUGAUCAUCGUUUAUCAUCCGAUGAUUUUAGAACAGUUCAUUCAUUACUUAAAUCAGCAUCAACAUAUUCAUUUAAUACACAACCAUUACAUAUGAAUACAGCAAAUAUGAUUAAUUCAUUUAUUAAAGCAUCUUCUAGUAGUUCGGAUCUUUCAAGAUUUGCACAUUUGGAUCCAUCUUAUUCAAUAUCAUCAGUACAUCGAAUUGGUGGUAUGACUGGUUCAAUAUCACCUAGUAUGCCAAAAUCACGUUCAAUGGAAAGUUUAAUGAAUACAUCAGGUAUUGCAUUAAAAUACAUUCCAUCAAUUGAAGAAGUUCGUAUAUCACCUGUUGUAUCACGUCGUGGUUAUUUAAAUUUUUUGGAAGAAAAAGGAACUGGUUGGAUAAAAAAAUUUGUUGUUGUACGACGACCAUUUGCAUUUAUAUAUAAUCAUGAAAAAGAUCCUGUUGAACGUGCAUUAAUUAAUUUAGCUACAGCACGUAUUGAAUUUAAUGAUGAAGAUAUAGCAAGUGGAACAAGAAGUGCUCGUAAUACAUUUUCUGUUGUAUCAAAAUAUCGUGGUUUUCUUAUUCAACCAUUAGUUGAAAAAGAUGUUCAUGAUUGGCUCUAUGCAUUUAAUCCAUUACUUGCUGGACAAAUAAAAUGUCGUUUAUCCGGUCGAUCAAAAGUAAGUAUUGAUUAA
Messenger RNA from Rotaria sordida, 5439 nucleotides. Lineage: Eukaryota; Metazoa; Rotifera; Eurotatoria; Philodinida; Philodinidae. The record is from the annotation of a GenBank genome assembly.